AUGCUUGGGGCCGUGGCUCUGCAACCAUUACCACCUGUGGCCCCGUCGCUUCCGAACGGAAGCCACGCCGGCUUUGUUCUUGGUGAAAUACCUGCUACCGUUUUCAUUACCACCAGCUUCGCUUCACACCGCGACUCGCAAGGCCUCUCUCUGAUUCCCCCAUCUGGUCAGGAAUUCGCAGAGACAUUUAUCCAAGACCUGGGCAGUAGUACGGGAAAGCAGUGGAAGCUCCAAGUUGUCCAUGAUUUCCCCAGCAAUGUCUCUGGCAUCUUCCUAGGUCAAUACCAGGGCGACCCCGACACCUUCUUGUACGAGGAUGGUGUGCCCUCAGAGGAAGGCUAUGUCCUCGCGGCUGGCAAUGGCAGGGUGACUAUCCACGGCUCUGGCGCCCGGGGGAUGUGGUGGGGAACGAGGACACUGCUUCAGCAGCUCAUGAUAUCGAACUGGUCCUCGUUGCGGGCCAUGCAGGUUACAGACACCCCGGCCUACGAGACCCGUGGUUUUAUGCUGGACGCGGGCCGUAAAUGGUACUCCAAAGCCUUCCUCAAGGAACUCUGCACAUGGUACGUACACGCUUCUUUUUUCAAGAUGAACGAAUUUCACUACCACACCUCCGAUAAUUACCCUCUGAACCGUGGCCACAAUGAGACUUGGAACAACGUCUACGCCCAAUUUUCACUACACCCGGAGAGUCAAGACUUGCAAGGGCUCGUGCAACGUCCAAGCCAAACUCUGAGCCGAGCCGAGUUUGAAGAACUGCAGGAGCAUUGUGCUCGUAGAGGUAUCACCAUCAUACCGGAGAUCGAGGCGCCAAGUCACUGCCUCAGCAUCACGAAAUGGAGACCAGAGCUGGCCCUCGACAAGAAAGAUCUGCUCAACCUGACGCACCCCGACGCCAUCCCGACGGUGAAGCGCAUCUGGGAAGAUUUCCUCCCCUGGUUCCAGACCAAAGAGGUCCAUAUUGGUGCUGAUGAAUACGACUCGACCCUUGCGGAUGACUACAUCUCCUUCGUGAAUGAAAUGUCGACGUUCAUCAACGAGACAUCUGGGAAGAAGACCCGGAUCUGGGGCACCUUUGAGCCAUCGAAUCACCUCACAAUCUCCAAGGACGUGGUCGUCCAGCACUGGCAAUACGGACAGUCGGACCCGGUGCAGCUGCAGGCUGAUGGAUACGAUGUGGUCAACACAGAGGACUGGUGGGCCUACAUGAGCCUCAAAAACGACCACAUGCCAGUUCUACCCGCCCCGUACCCGCAGUUCUUCAACGAGUCACGCAUCCUAAAUUUUGCCGCCCAGGGGGGGUGGCAGUGGCAGCCGGCUCUGUUCAAUCCCGUGAACGUCACUGAGCAGUUGGCCGACGGCGCGCGCGGAAACCGGGGCGCAAUCAUGGCGGCAUGGAACGACAAUGGACCCGACGCAACAACGCAGAUUGAGGCGUACUAUGCGAUGAGGAGAGGCAUUCCUCUUGUAGCAGCCAGGGCCUGGAACGGUGCCAGGGACCCCUCUCUAGAGGCGAGCACGAUCGAUGCCUCAAUCGACUUCCUGUCAGCCAAGGCGCCUGGCCAGAAUUUAGACAGGAGACUGCAGGGCCAGGAUGACAGCUCUAACGACGACGUGCUUGUAUCCUGGACGCGCGGCUCUGAAGUAGACACCAAUGCCGUGUCAUUAGGCUACGGCAGCAAGGGCAUGAACUACACGCUGACGCUUUCGGUGAUCGGGCCCUUCUCGCUGUCGUCAGACGACGUGAUCCUGACACUGUCAGAAGCAGGAAGCCUGGUGUUCCACUCGGACGGUGUUGAAUACCCCCUGCGGUCUGUCUCGGAGGACGACGGUUUUGAGGAGGCGCACCCGGGACGUAUCUGGGCCAAUGCCACGACCUCUUCGCACAAAACCGUGACGAUUUCCAUGCCGGCCGAGGUCACUGUGACCGGGGACACCAUCGGAGGGAGCCGGGUCUGGGUAGACGGGGCCUUCGUUGGCCGGUUCGAGGUGUUUGUGUUUGGCGGCAAGAACACCCUAUUCUCCUGGAGCCAGAUGGCGUUUGUCGCGCCCCUUGAGAGCCUCACCGGCGGUGUAGAGAGUCUGACGCUGCAGAAUGAUGUGAGCCCCCCGUCAAGUAGCGGCGAGGACGCCGAGCUGUCAACGAGCGGUGCGGCGGCCGGGCCUGAGAACCGACGACGGCUGGGUCGUGUGGCGGCUGGAGCUCUGGCUUGA
Molecule: messenger RNA, 2214 nt
Organism: Anthostomella pinea
Lineage: Eukaryota; Fungi; Ascomycota; Sordariomycetes; Xylariales; Xylariaceae
Source: the annotation of a GenBank genome assembly